AUGCGUUCAACCGCCGCAGCUGGUGAAAUUGUUCUUUUUGGCCCCCCAGAGCCGCUGAUAAUGGUUGGUACUGAAACACGCAUGAUGUCAGUUGUUCAAGUUGGUCUCUUGCGGGAAUCCGAAACGCCAGGAUUUGCCCAUUACUCUGUGGCAUGGUCCCCUUUUCACAAUUCUCGCAUCGCACUCGCCUCAGCUGCCAAUUUCGGUCUUGUGGGUAAUGGUCGCCUACACAUGGUAUCGCUGAUUCCAGGAGUCGGUGGCUCACCUGCGGUGAAACUUGAUAAACAAUACGAGACCCAGGACGGCAUAUACGACGUUGCAUGGUCAGAAAUUCACGAGAAUCAACUGGUUACAGGCUCGGGAGAUGGAGCGCUGAAGCUAUGGGAUGUAUUGCUAAAUGACUUUCCAAUACGCUCUUGGCAUGAGCACAGUCGUGAAGUUUUCUCCGUCGAUUGGUCGAAUAUCAAGAAAGACACGUUCGCGUCCUCCUCAUGGGAUGGAAAUGUCAAACUGUGGACACCAGAAAUGCCUCGUUCAGUGACAACACUGCAUGCACACCUGUCAUGCGUGUACCAGGCUCUAUUCUCUCCUCAUCAACCAGAUAUCCUCGCUACAUGUUCAACGGAUGGAACCAUGAAAAUAUUUGAUCUUCGUUCCCCCGCUUAUGCCACUGGCCCCACCACAAAUUCCUUCACGCACCCCUUGUCUGCUGCAGUCUUGACCGUCCCUGCAUCUGGCACUGAGUUGCUCACCCUUGAUUGGAAUAAGUAUCGACCUUUUGUGCUGGCAACCGCUGGCGUUGACAAGAUGGUGAAGGUGUGGGAUUGUCGGAUGAUUCAGAGCGCCAACCCGAGUGCUCAGACAAUUGGUGGGGUUUGCGAGAUUCAGCUUCCAGGUCAUGAAUAUGCAGUACGAAAAGUCCAAUGGAGUCCUCACCACCCAGACAUUUUGGCUACAGCCAGCUACGACAUGACAUGUAGGAUAUGGUCGUCCAACCCAUCCGCAGGGGGUUCCAAUCUCCUUCAGGUCCAUGAUCCUCAUACGGAGUUUGCGGCUGGUUGUAGUUGGUCCCUCUACGACGAAGGGUUAAUUGCAAGUUGUGGAUGGGAUGGGAAACUAAUUGUAUUCCGUGCUUAAACGAGCAUUGUCGCUUCUAUGUUGUGCCUUCAUACCACUGUGACUGCACGCGGAAUUUUCUGCGGGAGACGGUGGGAUAAUUUCUAUUGCAAUGUACUGAAAAGCUUUGUGGUGUAUUUGACAUCCUUAAAAACUCACACUCACGUGUUGGGGCUUGAUGUGCGACACAUGUCCCAAGUACUCUCCUCAGCUUAUUGUUGAUGAGUCUACCUAAUGUGUCAUGCCACGGUAUGUGUA
Molecule: messenger RNA, 1374 nt
Organism: Suillus subaureus
Lineage: Eukaryota; Fungi; Basidiomycota; Agaricomycetes; Boletales; Suillaceae
Product: WD40 repeat-like protein
Exons: 6
Coding region: 1-1137 (378 amino acids)
Biological process (GO): protein import into peroxisome matrix
Cellular component (GO): peroxisomal matrix; cytosol
Molecular function (GO): protein binding
Source: RefSeq, a predicted model, not a curated record